AACGAGAUGGAAAGUUUACUUUUGCUGUGCUCUUGUCUGAUCACAUCGUUGAUUUUUAUCGAGGCGGAAGUGGAUAUCAAUGUUGCUACGGCAAACCAGAUUCACCAGAAUCUUAAUAGAUCAACGUCAGCCUGCUCGAAUUUCUGGAAUUUUGCUUGUGGCGGUUUUAGCCGGGCCUCGAAAUAUGUGGACAACUUUGAGUGGGUCGAGGAUCAGUUUGCCAGUGCGAUGGUGGAGUUCAUGGAGAGUCGUGUGGGAGAAAACGACACCCAGGCACCCCGACUAAUCAAACAAAUGCGAUCGUAUUAUAGAGCUUGUACGGAAGACAAAAGAAAAUUAAAUGCGACCCAUCCUCCAGAGGAAUUUAUGGUACGGUCUUCGCAUCCGGGGAAAUUUGUAGAGCGCGGCUUGAAUGGCCUGUUUUUUGAUGAGCGCAUUGGAGUAGCCGCAAAUGACUCCCUGCGACAGGUUAUUCAGAUCAAGAUGCCUGAACCGAGUGCUAGAUACAAUAACCUGCGUGUUUUGCAGCUUUUAAGUUUAAAUAAAUCGAGGUAUAAUAACGGAACCGUCCAAUUAAUAUUGAAAUUGCAGGAACUGCAAGAUAAAUAUCGGGUAGAGAAUCCCAUUGUAUAUACAUGGACUUACAGUGAAAUAAGACAACAAAUCCCCAUUGUUCGAUGGCAAUACAUUUGUAGUGAACUAUUGGGUUUAAACCACACUUCUAAAGAGUUCGAUCGACUGAUUUUCGAGGUCAGUGAUGUGGAGUAUUUGCGGGAAAGUUAUCAGAUCGUGGAGAAUUUCGAUCCCCUCCCCAAAUAUCUAUAUCUUCAAAUGCACCACUUUGCUUUUGUCGAGGAAUAUCAACCCAGAGUGCGAAAUCCCAGGAACUGCGUUCACCACAUGCGAGCUAUUCUACCCCUGGGAAUAAAUUAUAUCUACGAUCGAUUUAUAUACCAAAAUCGGAAAGAGGACACCUUACAACUACAGAGGAUGCUCGUAAAUUUCAAGAAAACUUUUGGGAAAUACUUGAAUGGCAAUCGCCUCCAGCUUACAACCCAUCAAUUGGCCUAUGUGAGAGAUAAACUAGAUGGUAUUCAGUUAAGAGUGGGAAAUUUACCGGAGGAGAAAUCCCCGGAGUUCUAUGACAACCACUAUGAGGUGGCUAAUUUUACAGAGUCAAAUUUCCUGGGAAAUCUCAUUGAGGCUUUGGCCUUACGGUCGCGUCUCCAGCAUGCGGGUCUACUUAAUCCGGAAUCUAGAUUGGAUCUCCAGCGCUACUAUGUCAACGAUAAUGUGAGGAAAGCCCGAACCUCUCCGUUCUAUGAAAACGAAAGGAACACCAUCACCGUGCCCAUGGAAUUUUUGCAAUGGCCACUCUUCGAUCACCGACAGCAUUCCAUCUUCCAGCAGAGUCUUUUGGGAGCAGUUCUGGCCCACGAGAUGAACCACGCCUUCGAGCAGGAUGGCAUACUCUUCGAUGCUGCCGGAAACGAGUCUCCUGUGGGCCUGGAGAUUCGGGAGUCGCCUGCUUUCCAGGAUGCCAUCAAGUGUGCGGAGCGGAAACCUUACGUUUCACUGAAGGAACGCCUAGCUGAUCUCAAUGGUCUGCAACUGGCCUACGACUCCUUCUUUGGACUGGAUCAUGACUCCCGGAAUUUGGAGUACCGUCCGUAUGCCUUCGAGCGCGAGUUCUCCGCCCCACAACUGUUCCACCUGAGCUAUGCCCAGUUCUUCUGCGGAUCCCUGCCUCCAGUCAUCGCCCACGAUCGCGAUGAUGAGCGUGUGAACGUGAGCGUUGAGAACCUGCGUCAAUUUGCGUACGACUUUAAUUGCGAGGCGAAUCACUUGUCCCACUGCGAAAUGUGGCGCCCAUAA
Molecule: messenger RNA, 1875 nt
Organism: Drosophila takahashii
Lineage: Eukaryota; Metazoa; Arthropoda; Insecta; Diptera; Drosophilidae
Gene: Nepl10
Product: Neprilysin-like 10
Biological process (GO): proteolysis
Cellular component (GO): plasma membrane
Molecular function (GO): metalloendopeptidase activity
Source: RefSeq, a predicted model, not a curated record